Molecule: messenger RNA, 660 nt
Organism: Cannabis sativa
Lineage: Eukaryota; Viridiplantae; Streptophyta; Magnoliopsida; Rosales; Cannabaceae
Product: subtilisin-like protease SBT3.11
Exons: 3
Coding region: 68-454 (128 amino acids)
Source: RefSeq, a predicted model, not a curated record
GUUAAGACAAAAUAAUCUGAAUUCUUGAUAAGAAUAAAUAGGAGAGAAUAUUUUGGAGUUUAAUAGAAUGCUAUCAUCUAAAACCCUUCGUUUUUUCUUGGCCUCACUCUUGAUUUCGAUAACCAUUUCUGAGAUCGCGUUCGCUAUGGCGGAUCAAUCUUCUGCCAGCACUGCUACUGCUGAACCUGAAUCAGCGGUUCAUAUUGUAUACACCGAACAGCCCCAAAACAACGAGGAACCUGAGGCUUAUCAUAUUCGAACCCUAGCUUCUGUUCUUGGCAGUGAGGAGGCGGCGAAGGAGGCUCUGUUAUACAGUUACAAGACUGCUGCUAGUGGAUUCUCUGCUAAGCUUACUCCAGACCAGGUCGCCCAGAUUUCAAAGCAACCAGGUGUCCUUCAAGUUGUCCCAAACAGGAAAAUGGAACUGCAUUCAGGUAAAGGGAUGUUGCACUGAAAAAAGAACUUCCAUGGUGUAAGAAAGCAAGUUAUAUAUAUGAGGCUCCUAGUAUAAUGAGUUUAAUCUUCACUUUUAAUGGGGGCUGUAAUUUAAAUAUAUUACUAUAUGUGUAUGUGUAUGUGUGGAUUCGAUUAAUUAUGGCAUUUAAUCUUACAUCUUGAAUAAUAAUUAAAUGAGUUGUUUAGCCAAGGUUCUUUUGGUUA